AUGUGCAAGGCCAUGGCGAGCACCGAAGCCCAAGACGUGUCCGAAGCCUAUGAGGAGUGCGUGUUCCGGAGGUUCGGAGCCAGUGAAAUGAUCCGUCAUGACCGAGACCCGCGCUUCAUGGGUCGGGUGUUCAAACACUUUCGGGAGAUGCUCGGGAGCAGGCAACGCGCCACUCUAGCCUAUCGCCCCCAGGCCAACGGCCAACAAGAGAGGUCUGUGCAAACGGUGAUCCGGAGUGUUAAGGUACUGUGCGACCAAAGCGACUGGGAUGAGCUAGCCGACAAGAUCAUGUGGGCGCUGAACCCCUCCUUCGACUUCACCCGACUCGACACGCCGUUUUACCUGGUGCACGGUUGGGAUGCCCAAGGUACCGUCGAAGCCAUGAUGGGAGACGUUCCCCGAGACGUGCAGCUCCGGGACGCCCAAGAAUGGCGCACCAAGGUACAACGCCAGGACCUCCAAGAAAAAGCCAAGAAGUGCCGUGCCGAGGACCAUAACCGCAAGUGGAAGCAGCUUACAGACCGACUGAAAGAGGGUUUCGAGGUCGGGAAUUCAGUAUGGUUGUACCUAGCCCGAGUCCGUCCUGGACUCACCAAGAAGCUCGCACACCUCUGGCACGGCCCGUUCCGGAUCAGGGAAAAUGGUAGUGAUUUCCGAUACCGCCUCCAGGUCGAGGGUACGGAAUACAGGUUUCACCCCUGGGUCCACGUCAGCAGGUUGAAGCCCCGAGCCAAGUACCCGGAGCGGCCCUCGGAAACCAUGGACAUCCCCGAGGACGAUGAUUUCGACGCCGGGUUGCUCCGCGCAGACAGUUGGGAAUCUGAUGGGGGUUCCGGGGAAUACGGGGUCGAAGCGAUAUUCGACGUGCGCUGGAUCACCCGGACCCGCACCAACCGGCGCGUCAAGGAACAUCUAGUAAAAUGGAAAGACUACGAGGCUCCAGAUUGGAUUCCCCAAGGACGUCUCAACUGCGGAAGGCUGCUCUACGAGUUUGACCAAGGAGAGCGGGCCCGCGUGCGUUUCCAGGCCAUGCAGUCUUGUGACGAGCUCCCGGACGAAGAAGUCCGGUAG
This is a messenger RNA of Phytophthora megakarya, 1071 nucleotides long. The record is from the annotation of a GenBank genome assembly. Lineage: Eukaryota; Oomycota; Peronosporomycetes; Peronosporales; Peronosporaceae.